UUGGCUAAUACGGUAACCUUUGAACUGAGUUGACCAAUGAAAUUAAAGGUUCCACAGACAACAAAGCAUCAAGCACCUGCAGAUUUAUAACAGAUUUAUUUGCCGAGAAAGGAUGGAACAAAAUUAUUUUCCUAUGGGGCCCAUGAGUCAUGCAGGGCUACAGCACCCUGCUAUGGGACUAGCCAACAAUUUCAACAUCAAGACAGAACCUCAGUUAGAUAUUAAGCCUGAGCCACAGGAUAUGUUUCAAAGUGUUACCAGCAGUACAGGGAAGGGUAAACCUAAGGCCAAGAAAAGAAAAACUGAGAAAGUGAAACAGGAGAAGAUAACUGAUCACAUGCCCGUGAAAAAGAAGAAACAUGACCGCUUCAAGGGUAUGCCUGAAGAGGAGGUGAUGAAGCGCCUACUGCCAGAUCAUCUGGCUCAGGAUCUGGACAUUGUAAUCGUUGGCAUCAAUCCAGGAUUGAUGGCAGCUUAUAUUGGACAUCACUAUGCAGGACCAGGAAAUCAUUUCUGGAAGUGUAUGUAUCUGUCGGGCCUCAUUCCAGAGCCAUUGACUGCUUAUGAUGACACCAAACUCCUCAACUAUGGAAUAGGAUUUACUAAUAUAGUCGCACGGACAACCAGAGGAAGUGCAGAUCUGACAAGAAAGGAAAUCAAAGAAGGUGCCAAAUUUCUGUCAGAGAAACUGAAUAAAUACAAACCAAAAAUAGCUGUUUUCAAUGGAAAGGGUAUUUAUGAAGUAUUUGUGGGACACAAGAAUUUUGCUAUAGGGAAACAACCAGAACCACUGGAAGGCACAGAGACGAUUGUGUAUGUGAUGCCCUCUUCUAGUGCACGCUGUUCACAGCUGCCUAGAGCAGUAGAUAAAGUCCCAUUUUAUGCAGCCCUGAAAAAACUGAGGGACCAUUGUCGAGGGGACCUAAAAGAACUGGAUGAUUCAGAGGUGUGUUUCCCUGACCUUGAGCUCAAAGUCAUAAAAAAGGAAGAUCGACUGAAGGCAGAGGGCUACCCUGAUGAGGACAACAAGGCCCAAAUCAACCUUGGUAACGGGAAUGUUCCUGCUCCCUUCACAAAUAGCCAACCAAUGAAUGGGGCUGUAGGUCCUCCUGGUAUGAAUCAUCCCGGGAACUUUAUGUCCAUCAAGCAGGAAACUCCCUAUAACUCGCAGGAUUAUGGAGGCAGUGCCAACAUGUUCCACCAACAGAUGCCUGCGAUCAGCUUUCCCUGUCCCUCUUAUCCAAUCUCAACUAUGGCAUUUUCAGGAGGAGGUAACUCCCAUCCCCAUGGAACACAAGGAAUGAUGCCUUUACCAGCAACAACAUAUCCUUCCUCCCAGGUGGGUGGACCAUCAAUGUUUCGGGGACAGGGGUCUCAGGGACCUCAUCCGUCACAAUUUCCUACUAGUCAGGGUUCUUACAUUCCGCAGAUAAACUGUCAUGGUAACUCCCCUCAAAGUCAGGGCCAGUUUUUACCACCAAGUCAAGGUCAAAGUCAAACAAGCAUGUUCUCAUCCCAGGGUCCAUCUCAAAGUCUACCUCAACACGUGGACCUGACUGUCCCGGGAUCCUACCAGUCUGUGGGAGUCAACAUGUCUAAUGCCAUGCACAGCUGGCCUGGUAUGCAAGGUCAAGGACAAUCACCUCAAGCACAGCAGGGAUUUGAUCAUAUGCAAAAUCCUGUGUUCAUCAAGCCAGAACCACAAGACUUUGGAUCAUCAUCAGCAUCAUCAACCUGUCCUUUUCAAAACGUAGGAUAAGUAACAUAUUAUAAUUGUAGUCCUGUAUCUGAUAUAUGUGUUCAUAUAGUGACAACUUUUAGUUCUUCAUUUUCUGUAUUCAUGUCUUAUAUCUGCAUUAAUUUCCAUUAUUUAUGUGAAUUAUAUAUAUCAAACAUGUAUAUUCUGCAAACUAUCAUUGUCUCAAAUUUUGAAAAAGCAAGUAUAUUGAAGUUUGUUUUCUUGAGGUAAAUGUUGCUUAAGUUAAUUGUCAAUUAGCAGGGUUGUUUCUAACGUGUCUGAUGAAAUCUGAGACAAUUAUCAUGUUUAUGUAAAUCAAAUAGAAUUUAAUACACAAUUUAUGACAAAAAUGGAUGAUGAAAUAAUUUUAAACAAACUGGAUUGGUUUUUUAGAAUAAGAAAAGUACCAUAUUUUCAUCAGUAAAUGACCAGUCUAUAGAAUGUACAGUAGUAUGGUAAUGUACAGAAGUAUAUAUAGUUCAAUAGAUCCCACAUUUUCGAAUGACAACUUCAUGAUCAAGGGUUUUCAUUACUCCAACAAUGUUAGAGGUUUUACACGGCGAGAUACUUUUGACAGGCGCCGUGUAACCUCGCAGUCGGCAAAAUAAUAACCGAUAGAAAAAGAGCCGACCAGCGGCCUCUUAUGUUAUAGGAGUCGGGUUUUCAUCAGAUGUAAAAUAAUCUACUGUAUAUUAUAUUUAAUAGUCAAAAAGAUUUGAUUGAUAUUUUCAAAUACUGUUGUUCCACACUUAUUAAGAUGCUUCCAAACUAUUGCAUUUAUGUGACAUAUAUUUAUUGUUGUAAUUAUGUAUCAUGUACAUAUUGGCUGAAGCAAUACACAAGUAUUUAAUUAUACAUAAUGUAAAAUGUUUUGUGUUAAGUAUAAUUUAUAUUUGAUAUUGAAAUAUAUUACUGCCAUUCUGUGUGUUUGAAGAUUGAUAACUAUAUAAUUUUAUGUGACUUUUUCAUUAUAUGAGUACAUUCAUAUUUGAUAUGUCUUUUAUUAUAAUUGUUUCUAAUGAUAAAUUAUUAUUGCUGUAAAUUACCAGUAUUCAAAUGUGAAAUUGACUUAUUUUGCGCUUCUAUUUUAAUUUGAAAGCCAGUGUUCUAAAUGGAUGUUAGUGCACUACGAUAGGACAUAGAACAUUUUUAGUUCUGAGAAGAAUAUAUAGCUGGACUGGGCUUAGUGCUGGUGGACAGUUUCUCUCAAAUGGUUAGAGCAUCUGUCUAGAGUUUAGAGGUCCUGGUCUGGCCGUUCAUUUUCCUUCUCCUGUUACAUUAGUCCUAUAAACAAAUGAAAAAGAUGAUAAAAAAAGAUUGAAUUUGGUUGUCUUGGUGACAACAAUAGUUUAAUUAAUAAAAAAAUUGUUAUUUACCAAAAAAAUGUGUAGAAUUAUAGAAUGAUACCUAAAUUUAAAGACUCCACAAGAAAAAACCUAGUACACUUCAGUUGUUAGGAGUUCAAUAACGGAUGCUGUGAAUAAAACAGUAUCAGAGUUAUCUCCCCUAUAACAAUACAUAUCAUAACUUUUUGUCAAAGGUUUUUUGGGGGGAUCUGUUGUGGGCUGUGUUAAUUCCAUGGUGUGUUUAUGUCAUACUAUUGUCUGAUCCCUCUAUUGUGUAAUAAUCAUAAUUUUAAACACUGAUUUUGUUGUUUAACUUGUGAGUCAAUCAUUAUGAUUGUCAUGUUAUAUAAUUAUCACGCCAAAGAUCUGUAUAACAGUACUCACAUCUCAGGAAGUUACAUUUCAUAUUAUCUAAACUUUGACCUCACUGUCGCUUUACAUACCUAAUUUACAUGUAACUGACUUCCACUAUGUGAUGGUUGUAAUUGUGAAAGGCAGCAGACAUUCUUAUCUUCAAAAAUCUGAAUGUGUUGAGCUUCAAGUGUGUUUCUGAGAACAUCUUUUAAUUUGUCAGUUAGAGGAUAAAUAUUAUAGGAAAGUGAGAAAUGCUAUUUAUACCCAUAUCCAUGAAACCAUUAAAGAUGGUGCUGUUUAAGGCACCUAUUACUGAGAAUUAUCAUGUAAAGUUGAUAAGAUUUGUAAAUUACUAUUUAUAACAACCAAUAUCCAGACUUUGAUGUUACUAACAUUACCCCUAUCAGGGUUAAACCUCCCUCUCCUAUAAACAAGGGCCAGUAUGUUACCAUGGUAACCUCCAUAAGGAGCCAGUUAGUCACAUCUUCAUGAGUUUAUAAAUUAAUCAGUCAUGGAAAGAAGUUUCCUACCUACUAUUGCUUUGAACAGCCAGGCUCUAAUAUGUACUGUUUACAGGAUAUUCUGUACUACAAUACUGGUUACCAAAAUAAUCAGACUGGUGAAACAAAAUCCCUGCUAGCGUCAUGCUGAAGUGUUGGCCAUAUAACUAGUCGGACCUCCUGGUCCUGAUCAAGAACAAUUUUAGAACUAAAUAUUAUUUUGAUAAUGUGUAAUUUUGGAAAGUAUCAAAGACUUGUUGUAUUAUAAUGAAUUUGUUGGAACACUCCAUGUCAAAAUACCUCAGUAUGUUUCUAUGCCGAAUUGAACUUAGCAUUAAAAGCUUGUCCUGAAUAUGUGUUUUGUGCAUGUACUGAAUAUUCUCAAUAUGUUGAUGUACUAUGUGAAUAUGUUCUGUGAGAAUGAAAUGUGAAUGAAGAGAUAAGAUGGUUAUUUUGUUUCUAUUUUGUCACUUAUAGUGCAAUGUUGACAAUUGUUUGAUCUUUUUCUUAUUUUCAUUAUUUUCAGCAAAACUAUACAUUUAUUUAAAUUUGCAAGUGUUAAACAAUGUUUAAUGAAUUGAACAAUGUUACACUGUUUUAUAAUUGUCAUCUUAAUUUAUUUCUAUUUUUAUAAAAACAAAUAUAUAUAUAAUAAGUAUAUGUAUAUGGUUUGAUUUUUAUACCAUUUGAAAUUAAAAUAAGAUUUUUUGACUAGUGCCUAUACACGGAAUCAAUUUCAAGGCAAAUACGUUUGUUUAGUUAAUGAGUUUACAAUACAUUUCUUUAUUCAAUUAAGUGAUUAUUUAAUUUGAUAUUUGUAUACUAUUUUAAUGAUGGAAUGAAUUAAAAUGCGUCUGAAACAUCA
Messenger RNA from Pecten maximus, 4803 nucleotides. RefSeq lists its product as uncharacterized. Gene Ontology annotation, cellular component: nucleus. The record is from RefSeq and is a predicted model, not a curated record. Gene Ontology annotation, biological process: base-excision repair, AP site formation. The transcript has 9 exons. Gene Ontology annotation, molecular function: mismatch base pair DNA N-glycosylase activity. Bases 113 to 1759 code for a protein of 548 amino acids. Lineage: Eukaryota; Metazoa; Mollusca; Bivalvia; Pectinida; Pectinidae.